This is a messenger RNA of Closterium sp. NIES-65, 1125 nucleotides long. Lineage: Eukaryota; Viridiplantae; Streptophyta; Zygnematophyceae; Desmidiales; Closteriaceae. The record is from the annotation of a GenBank genome assembly.
AUGAAGCUGACGCAGGUGCUGUCGCAAGCGCACGCGACAGCUGGUUACAAUCGCAACAAGUUCCUCGUUUUCGCGCUGCUGUGCACCAACUGCUUCACCCUCGUCACUCUCUACGGCACCGUCCCCCGGUUUUCCGGGACUCUGGAUAUUGACGACGCCGCUGACGUGGAUCUGCGCAGCAGCAGCGGCGGGGAAGGGCGCGGAGGGGAAAGCGCAUGGGGGGAGGAAGGGGGUGGCGCGCUUGGGACGGGACAGGGGGGGACAUCUGCGCUGCGCCUCUCCAAUGCUACAGACCGCACUUUCAAGCGAGGGUUUGGCAUGCAGGUGAGUCUGUUGGAGCCGGGGAUGGGGCCAGGAAAGGGGGGAAGGAGGGAAGGGGGACAGCUGGGCUGGGGGAGGUUGAAAAGCAGGGGCCAGGGAAAGACGCCUGCGCUGCGCCUCUCCAAUGCUACAGAUCGCACGCUCAAGCGAGGCGCAUACCGCCUCUCUGCAAGCCUCUUUGUGGUGAUUGGCCUCUCUCCUCUGCCUCUGCACCGCAACCUCGAUGCUCGGGUGUGCCGCUGGUAUCCUGCCACGUCAUCCUCCUCCCCUAUCCUUGGCGAAGUCUCGAUAGAAUACCCCGGCGAAUCGCACAGCAAGCCGUAUGAGGUGGCAAUGCUGUUCUGCCAGCUCAGCAGCCCCACCCCCAGCACAAGAGAGCGGGGGCGGAAAGGGGACGGGCGGCGGAGUGCGGGGGGCCAUCUGACGGUUGUGAUCGAACGAGAGGAGAUCUUGGUGCUCGGCGAACCGGCCAAUGAGAAGUUGCCACUCGAGGUGUGUAGGGUUGCGGUGCAGGUGCUUCUAUUGUGCUCCUCCUAUAACGAGGGACGUUGGUCCAGUCCGUUCUAUUCCAUUCCUGCGUGCUUCCUCCCUCCUCUCCCUCUCCCAUUCCCCAUCUACCAACGCAGCCACAGCAUAGACCCUUUCUCCCUCCACACCCUCUCCCUUCCACCCUCCUCUCCCUUUCUCCCCCAAGCCAACCCCCAGCCGUCAGCCCCCUACCACAGCAACAUCACCUACUACUCCUCGCCCAUCUAUGGCCAGUUCAACUCCCUCAGAGUCCUCGAGUGGGUGGUAUACCGAUAG